This is a messenger RNA of Magallana angulata, 739 nucleotides long. RefSeq names its product rhodopsin-like. NCBI's taxonomy places the organism in Eukaryota, Metazoa, Mollusca, Bivalvia, Ostreida, Ostreidae. The transcript has 5 exons. The record is from RefSeq and is a predicted model, not a curated record. Bases 152 to 535 code for a protein of 127 amino acids.
GCUGUUCCGAGGUGGUUAUUAUCAAGCUGACAUGUAGUCAUGUCACGUGUUCAAAGUGCACGCGACCACAUCUAGACUACAGCUAGAUAACCGGAGGAAGUCCCGUGAUUAACAAAGACACCGUGAUACCAUUAGUAUACACAACGCGGAAAUGUCUGAAAAACCUCCCCCUUAUCAGCCCGAACAAGGGUACCCCCCGCCCCAACAGGGCUAUGGUCCGCCCCAACAGGGUUAUGGUCCGCCACCACAGGGGUACGGUCCGCCACCACAGGGGUACGGUCCGCCGCCACAAGGCUACCCCCCGCCGCAGCAGCCUGGAUAUGCCCCGCCACCCCAACAGGGGUACGCCCCACCCAUGCACACUUCACAAUCAAACACAACCGUGGUAGUGGCGGGAGGGGGAGGGGCGGCGCCGGUCGUGAUUCAGCAGGUGCCCGAGAGAUUUGCAGAUAAGAUCUGCUUAAAUUUGGUGAUCAGCUUUUUCUUUUGGCCUUGGCUGAUUGUAUGGCUGUGUUUGUGUAUUUUUGAAACAUAGAGUUGGAGAUCUGGUGCCUCUAUAUGGAGAUACAGAACAACUUAUGUGAAGAAACAUUCAGUCAUAUAAUCAUAUCAAGUAGUUAAUUCCGACGUUAUUACGAAUCAUAAAGAAUUCACAUUGGGGUUUUUUAUUAACAUUUUUGUGAUCAUUUGAAAGAGCAUAAUUAUAUAGCUUGCAUUUAUAAUGAAAACAGACAUAUUA